ACAGAGACAGAGCUGCAACGCUAAACACCGUCAGCUCUUGCUUUAGUUGCCGGAUGUCUUAAGGAUCCAUUGAUGUUUAUUCAUUAGCAGCGGCGGCAGUCUCGUAAUGGAGAACCAACAUCGACAUCUCAUCUGCUCAGCUCCUUAAAGGACUCAUGAGAGCCAUAAAGGCAAAAUCUCGUAUUCUGUGCUGACUGCAGACCUCUUCCCCUCCAUCAUCUAAUAAUGGAUGAUACAGCUCAACAAGACACAUCUUCCCUCAUGAAGGGGGCCAGAGACAUUGCUAAGGUGGCCAAAAGACAAGCCGCUAAGAAAGUCAACAAAGUUGUGGACCAUGCCUCAAACGAGUACUCCCACAGUCGCGCCUACCAACGCUUCCAGGAUGAAGAUGAUGACUACUAUAGCCAGCCGGAUGGGAACUACACAGGCCACAACGCCAAUGAUGAAGAGGGAUCCAGCGACGCCACUGAGGGUCAUGAUGAUGAGGAUGAGAUAUAUGAAGGGGAGUACCAGGGGAUCCCCUCGGAUGCAAAGCCCAGGGAUGGGCAGGUGGCUUUAGGAAAGCCGCUGGCGGAUGGCCUGAAGGACCGGCGAGAGCUGGAGAAUGAGAGGCAGGCAGACGAGGAGGAAUUGGCCCAGCAGUACGAGCUCAUCAUACAGGAGUGUGGACAUGGCAGGUUUCAGUGGCAGCUGUUCUUCACGCUGGGGCUGGCGCUCAUGUCGGAUGGUGUGGAGGUCUUCGUGGUGGGCUUCGUUCUCCCUAGCGCAGAGACGGAUAUGUGUGCGCCUGACUCGAGCUCUGGCUGGCUAGGCAGCAUUGUGUAUCUGGGAAUGAUGGUAGGGGCCUUCUUCUGGGGCGGCUUGGCCGACAAGUUGGGCAGACGGCAGUGUCUGCUCCUUUGUAUGUCCAUAAAUGGGUUCUUCGCCUUCCUAUCAUCUUUUGUGCAGGGCUAUGGCGUCUUCUUGCUUUGUCGCACGAUAGCUGGCCUAGGGAUUGGUGGAGCGGUGCCCAUCGUCUUCUCAUACUUUGCUGAGGUGUUGGCAAGAGAGAAGCGUGGAGAACAUCUGAGCUGGCUUUGCAUGUUCUGGAUGAUAGGGGAGAUUUAUGCCUCUGCCAUGGCCUGGGCCAUCAUACCUCACUACGGCUGGAGUUUCAGUAUGGGCUCAGCUUAUCAGUUCCACAGCUGGAGGGUGUUUGUGGUGGUGUGCGCUCUUCCCUGCCUCUGUGCCGUGGUGGCUUUAAUGUUCAUGCCGGAGAGCCCGAGGUUCUACUUGGAGGUGGGAAAGCACGACGAGGCCUGGAUGAUCCUCAAGCAGAUUCAUGACACAAACAUGCGAGCGCGUGGACAGCCCGAGAAAGUCUUUACCGUGAACAGAAUUAAGAUCCCAAAGCAUAUUGAUGAGUUUGUCGAGAUGCAAAAUGAAUCCGGCAACUCUUUCUCAAAAGCGAUCUUCAGAAUAAAGACUGAGCUUCAUGGGAUUUGGUUGAACUUCUUGAAGUGUUUUAAUUAUCCACUGAAAGACAUUACAGUGAAACUUGCUAUUGUGUGGCUUACAUUGUCAUUUGGGUAUUAUGGUUUAUCUGUGUGGUUCCCUGACGUCAUCAAGCACCUUCAGGCUGAUGAAUACGCCUCCAAAGUACAAAGGCAUAACAGCGAACGCAUUGAAGACUUCACCUUCAAUUUCACCCUCGAGAACCAGAUACACACUAAUAGCUUAUUUAUAAAUGACAGGUUCUUAAGUAUGAAAUUCAAGUCCGUCACUUUCAUCAAUUCCACCUUUCAAAACUGCUUUUUUAAGCAUGUGACAUCGGUGGGAUCUUUCUUUCGAGACUGCACAUUUAUUGAUGCUGUCUUCUACAACACUGAUAUUGACGAUUCCAAACUGAUAAACACAGACGUCAUAAACGGCACAUUUUACCACAACAAAACAGGCUGUCAAAUGACGUUUGAGGAUGAUUAUAGUGCAUACUGGGUCUACUUUGUCAAUUUCUUGGGAACACUGGCUGUUCUGCCUGGCAACAUUGUGUCUGCACUUCUCAUGGACAAAAUUGGCCGCUUGUCUAUGUUAGGGUUUUCCAUGAUCCUGUCUGGUAUCAGCUGUUUCUUCCUGUGGUUUGGCACCAGUGAGUCAAUGAUGAUUGGGAUGUUGUGCCUAUACAACGGGCUGAGUAUCUCUGCCUGGAACUCCCUGGACGUUGUGACAGUAGAGCUGUUCCCUACGGACAGAAGAGGAACUGGAUUUGGCUUCUGUAAUGCCUUGUGCAAGCUAGCUGCCGCGAUGGGAAAUCUGAUUUUUGGAUCUUUAGUUGGCAUCACCAAAGCUAUCCCUAUUCUUAUGGCCUCCUCAGUGCUUGUUGGCGGAGGUUUGGUGGGAUUGCGACUACCUGACACCAGGUCUAAUGUCCUCAUGUAACCCUUGUAUCAGAGGUCUGGAGAAACUCAAAAGGCUUGACUUAACCCUCAUUAAUCAUCACGGUACAUUGCGUACUUACAUAAAUGCAUAUACUGUUUCAGUGGUGUUUCUAUAUAGUCUGCUGAAUGUUGGUGGCUCAAAACAAGAUCCUUUUCAAUUAGUCAUCAAACAGUGGGUAAAUAUUUUGACAAUCUUUACACUUUCCUUUUUGCAAUAACACAACUUGUGCACCUACAUACUGUACGGUUGAUUCGACCAAAAACCCUUGUGUUUCCUUGUGGCUUUUCAAGGGUUUGUAACGGCCUAGGAAUGGACGUGAGCAUAAAUAUUAAUGUCCCCUUAUUAAGACUUGAGCAAAACAAGCUAUUAAUGAGCCGUCCAAACCUGCUGCAAAUAUGCAGAGAUGAUGAUCAGAUAUGCCGAGAGCUCGGCGGCACAGCUGCAUCACAGCUGGCUGACUGAACCCAGAGAGUUACUGAAGAGAUGAGAGACUGAGACUGGUCUACUGGUAAACAACUCUUUAUUCAGUGCCUAGUUUCAGAAUUUGACUUUACAUACUGAAAACAUUAUUGGACUAGGGUUUGCUAUUAGAACAAUUUCAUUGAGUAUUCAUUUUUGGGGGUGUUAUUUUUAACUAUUAUCAUCAGUAUUUUUAUAAUCACGCCUUUUGCAAUGUACUCCAACCUCUGAUGAAAAGGCCACACAUGUGCACUGUACUCUCAUGCUUUAAGUACAUGUAUAAUAUUCCCUUUAGCCAGAUUUAUGAAAAUCCAAAAUCUUAUUUUGUGCUCUGCAGAUACUUACAAGUGGAGUAUAUUUUGCUCUUAAGCUUUAUAUUGUAAGCAACAAAGUCCAUUUUAUUUCAUGUACAACAGACACGUGUUACUGUAUCUGACUUGUUCUGCCACUUUGUGAUUUGUCUAACAGCGAAUGGCCUUUUGAAACUGUGCCUCUCCUACAUACGAUCAUUAUCACAUAUGAACAUGAGGUAGCUGCUGUAAUUGAUAUCAGAAUGUUUCUGCCGCU
Molecule: messenger RNA, 3441 nt
Organism: Rhinichthys klamathensis goyatoka
Lineage: Eukaryota; Metazoa; Chordata; Actinopteri; Cypriniformes; Leuciscidae
Gene: sv2ca
Product: synaptic vesicle glycoprotein 2Ca
Exons: 14
Coding region: 226-2415 (729 amino acids)
Biological process (GO): chemical synaptic transmission; transmembrane transport
Cellular component (GO): membrane
Molecular function (GO): transmembrane transporter activity
Source: RefSeq, a predicted model, not a curated record